Diatraea saccharalis (sugarcane borer) is the source of this 2335-nucleotide messenger RNA. The record is from the annotation of a GenBank genome assembly. NCBI's taxonomy places the organism in Eukaryota, Metazoa, Arthropoda, Insecta, Lepidoptera, Crambidae.
CACGAUCAAUUGAUUCCUUUAUUAAAAAUAAUUGUAACUGUGCCUGAUUAUGGUAAAUUAUAAAGUGAUGAAUUAAUACUCCUUGAAAUAGUGAUCGUAAUCAUUACAUAGUGCUCUUAAAAAAUUCUUCGAAAUUAAUAUGAAAGUAACCUCUGAAAUGACCGAGAAAGAGAUAUAUAAUGAUUUUAAAGAAAACUACGGCAAAGUACGUAAACUUCUUGAUGAGGAUAGCAAGAAUGAUCCCGAAAAUGAGCCUUAUCUUUCCAAAUAUAAAGCGAAGGAAAUACUGAUGAAUAUGUAUGUUAAUUUAAAGAAAAUUUCGAAUCCUGAUUCUAAUCUUUGUGGUGUCAAGUUCGAUGCAAUGUUAGGAACAGUACUAUUGAACAUCGGUAUUAUUGACAUGGAGACUGAAGAACUUACGUCAAGUGAAAGAGUUUUAUCUGAAGCUGUGGAACUUUUAACUGCUAAUUCCACAAAACCAGAAAUAGUUAUAACAUUGAUUAACAUUUAUAACAAUCUGGGUAUCCUGUGGUCUAAUAGAGAUGAGCCAGGCAAAGCCAAAGUUUUCCUUCUUAGUGCUAAAGAAUUGUAUGAAUCCUUCAAAUGUACUUUGCAAAUGCCUAUGCCUAUUGAAAAUAUAAUAAAUAAUGCUGGAGAAACUGAUGUUGGUGAUUUUAUCUUGUUGGAGAAAGCUUACACUCUGACCCUUUAUUAUCUUGCUCAAGUUUUUGGUUCUUUGAAGGAGAAUUUGAAAUCUGCUAUAUACUGUCAUGUUACUUUAAGACGACAGUUACAGUACGCUGAUUAUGAACCUAUUGAUUGGGCUCUGAAUUCUGCAACAUUGUCACAGUUUUUUGCUGAACAGAAUGGAUUUUUCCAGUCACGACAUCACUUGUCAGCAGCAUCAACUAUUCUUGACAACUAUGAAGAAAAGCUUAUGGCGUUAGAAAGUAAUGAUGAUGCAUUUCUAGCUAAGUUAGAGACUUUCAAACAUAGAUCAGCAGAUGUAGCUAGAUGCUGGGCAAAAUAUUGCUUAUUAUUGAUGACUGCAUCUAAAGCAAGGUUAAUGAGUGAUUCUGAAAUUCUAACAGAUGCAAUUACUGAUAUGUCCAAUUUGCAGAUAGAGGAUCACGAAAAUAUUUGUGGAGGAGACAUCAAAAGCUUAGUUUUCCCUGACAUUGAUGUCUCAAAAUAUGAAAAUAAAAUAGGAGAUAAAUUUCUUCUAACAUACCAAGAUGCCCGGGAUGUGUUUUUAAGUUGUCAGAACUGGUUAAAUAAAGCAAAAGAGUAUUAUAAAUUAGAUUCUUUAGCUUCAGAUUAUAUUGAGCUAAUACAGGACAGUUCGCAGUCAUACAGCUACCUUGCUUUCUUUGAGGAGGAUGACGAGAGGAGAGCAAAAAUGCAUAAAAGGAGGAUCGAUAUGCUCGAAGAGCUUGUCAAAGAAAUAAAUCCAACAUACUAUUUGCAGUAUUGCAGACAGCUUUGGUUUGAAUUAGGUGAAGUUUACUCUGAUAUACUCAAUAUUAAAUUAGAUAAACUAAAUAAAACCAAAGAGAAGCCAUCACCGCAUGCUUUAAAGAAAAUCAAUAUGCUUUGUGAAAAGAGCAUAGAGAACUAUGAUCAAUUUUUAAAUUCAGUCAAAGACAAAAAUGGAAUAAUGCCUAUUAAACUAGACUUUGAUCUCAUUCGUCCAGUAAUAAGUGCUUAUGCCUUUAUUGGUAGAAAUAGUAUGAAAAGGAUAGCUCUUGAUAAAAGUGUGCAGUUGGUUCAUGUGAAAAAGAGUUAUGAUUGUUAUCAAUCUGUAGUUGAUAUCUGCACAAGUAACGAAGAUGCUGCUGUUAUGAUGAAAGAGGAAUACAGCUUGUGUCAAGAAAUGGUGAACAUAUUGCCAAUAAAAAUAAAAAGGCUUGAAAAUGAAGUUAUAAAUUCAUAAUUUAUAUUUGUUUGGCAUAUUAACGGCAAAUUUAAUUCAUCGCUUUUAUUUAACAUUGCUUGAAAAGUAAAUGAAUUGGAUAAGAGCACAAAGGAUUCAGUUGAAAUAAUUAUUUGGUGGCAAGUUUUCAAACCAAUUUAUGUAAUUGGUUUCUGUAUUCAUAAUCUUAUGUGUCACUUUGUAUUUGCUUUAAAUUAUUAAUAUAAUGUGAUAGUCAACCCCAUAAUGUGGUCUAUACUCACUGUUGAUAAAAUAAUACAGAGAUUUUUACUAUUUUUUUUUGUUUCUUAUAAUAGUUUUCACCGGUAGUUUCGGAGCUUAUAUGAUGCAAACUAAUAAAUCUUUACUCUUUCGGUCAGUUGCGCAAACGUUCAUUAAGGUUUAAUGACGCCUUUCAGCCUU